Molecule: messenger RNA, 1011 nt
Organism: Phodopus roborovskii (desert hamster)
Lineage: Eukaryota; Metazoa; Chordata; Mammalia; Rodentia; Cricetidae
Gene: Upk2
Product: uroplakin 2
Exons: 5
Coding region: 380-934 (184 amino acids)
Biological process (GO): epithelial cell differentiation
Cellular component (GO): apical plasma membrane
Source: RefSeq, a predicted model, not a curated record
CAACUUCAGAACUCAUGGCCCUCCUAGGAAGACUCCUACCUCCUUGGGGAGAAGCUGCCUCUACCAUCGAGGCUGCAGACACACAUAGAAGAACCUCUGCUUCACAUGGGAGUUCCCGGAGGAGUCACGCUCCCUGCUUCGAGCUAACUGCCAGGACCCAGCCAGGGCAUCCCCCUUUGGUCCGGAGAGCCAGUUCUCCAUCCUGAAAAACCUGUCUGGAGGGGGGCCUCCCUGAGGCUACAGUGUCCAAGGGGCAAGUUGGACUGGAUUCCCAGCAGCCCCUCCCACCCCAAGACAAAACCAGCCACCCUGGGUCAGGGCCUCAUUGGCCUCGGGAAGCCCCAGCCUGCUCCAGGAUCCAGUCAGUUCCCAGCGCAGUAUGACAUACACGCUGCCUGUCCAGACCUUGCCCUUGUUCCUGAUUCUGCUGGCUGUCCUGGCUCCAGGGGCUGCAGACUUCAACAUCUCAAGCCUCUCUGGUCUGUUGUCUCCGGCGCUAACAGAAAGCCUGCUAGUUGCCUUGCCCCCGUGUCACCUCACCGGAGGUAAUGCCACACUGAUGGUCCGGAGAGCCAACGACAGCAAAGUGGUUAAGUCAGUCUUUAUGGUCCCUCCAUGCCGCGGGCGCAGGGAGCUAGUGAGCGUGGUGGACAGUGGGGCUGGCUUCACCGUCACACGGCUCAGCGCCUAUCAGGUGACAAACCUAACACCAGGAACUAAAUACUACAUUUCCUACCGAGUGCAGAAGGGGACAUCCACCGAGUCCAGUCCGGAGACCCCAAUGUCCACGCUUCCUCGAAGGAACAUGGAGUCUAUCGGCUUAGGAAUGGCCAGGACGGGAGGCAUGGUGGUGAUCACAGUGUUGCUGUCUGUUGCCAUGUUCCUGUUGGUCGUGGGCCUUAUCGUUGCCCUGGCACUGGGUGCCCGAAAAUGAGGAGGGCUCUUCUCCAUCACAGGCUCCUCCAAGAAGUCCAGUCUGCUUUCUCCCAGGAUUCAGUCACUGUUUUGUUU